AUGCCGCAUAUCAUCCUUCUCGGCACGCUGGAUACCAAGCGCUCCGAAACCCUCUAUUUGCAAGACCAACUCCACCAAACCGCCCUCCGCCUGUCUCAGCCUAUACAAAUCACCCUGAUCGACUGCGGCUGUCGUCCAACAACCGACGAUGCAAUCACAAUAACCCAGCCCGAGCUGAUAUCCAAAUACGCUCCCGACGAAAACCCAAAGAAAGAGCCAUGGGAACUGCCAAGGGGCGAGGCAAUAAAGUUCCUAUCCGACUGCGCAACACGCGCUGUCGCCGAGCUCCUGUCCACGACAGAAGAAAUCCACGGCAUCGUCGGUACAGGCGGGAGUGGAGGGACGAGUCUGAUUUCGUCGGUCAUGCGAGAUGCAGCGCCAAUCGGCCUGCCCAAGUUAAUCGUUAGCACGGUUGCAUCAGGGAAUACAGGCCCUGUUGUCGGUGAAUGCGAUAUCACGCUCAUGUACUCGGUCGUGGAUAUUGCGGGGUCGAACAGGUUGCUUCGCGAUGUGCUGGAGAAUGCCGCCGGGUCGAUCUUCGGGAUGGCCUCUGCGUAUCAGCACCGUCUUGUGCAACGUCAUCAGGAAGAUACCCAGCUCCAGGGGGGGGAGAAGAAAACACGCAUCGGGAUAACCAUGUUCGGUGUAACGACGCCCUGUGUUGAUCAGAUCCGGUCUCAUCUUGAGGGAAAGUAUCCUGACGCAGUGGAAAUCUAUGUCUUCCACGCGACUGGACACGGCGGGAAAGCCAUGGAGCGGCUGGUUGAAGAAGGACAGCUCGAUGCGAUCCUCGACAUCACGACGACGGAAAUCUGCGACCUGAUUGCAGGCGGAGAGAUGAGCUGUGAGGAGGAUAGACUGGAGACGGGGCUGCGUAGGGGAAUCCCCAAUAUCAUAUCUAUCGGCGCGACGGAUAUGGUUAACUUCGGACCGAUGGAUACAGUUCCGCCAAAGUAUAAGAAGAGGAGGCUUUUCGUGCAUAACCCGAGUGUGACGCUGAUGAGGACGAACUGCGAAGAGGGUAACAAGAUUGCGUCGUUCAUUGCUGACAAGGUGAAGCAGUUUGCGAGCGAUCCUGGGAUGGUGGAGGUUUGGAUUCCUCAGGGAGGCGUUAGUAGCAUCUCGACCAAGGGAAGCGUGUUUGAGGAUGGGGAUGCUGAUGGGGCCCUCUUUGGGUCUUUGGUGGCUGGGUUGGAUAAGACCGAGGUGGAGGCUGUGAUGGAUGGAAGGGAUGUGAAUGAUCCUGGGUUUGCAGCUGAUAUUGCGGAUCGAUUGAUGGAGUUGGUUGAGAAGCAUGCUCAAAAGGCACGUUAG
This is a messenger RNA of Aspergillus puulaauensis, 1314 nucleotides long. RefSeq names its product Tm-1-like ATP-binding domain-containing protein. NCBI's taxonomy places the organism in Eukaryota, Fungi, Ascomycota, Eurotiomycetes, Eurotiales, Aspergillaceae. Bases 1 to 1314 code for a protein of 437 amino acids. The transcript has a single exon. The record is from RefSeq and is a predicted model, not a curated record.